AUUUAGAUUUUAGAGGGUCAACCGGUCAACAAAGUGAAAAGGAUUUCAAUUUUCUUCCCCGGAUAACAUACGCCUUGGUCUAUGGCAACAACUGCGAGUUCGUCCUUCAGUGAUCCACAACCACAACCACCGCGAAGACUUCGUCGGUCUUCUUACAACAUUUAAAUAAACCCUUAAUUCAGAAACCCAAAUCAUGGAGACGCAGAGCAAUCGGAUCAUGAUGAGAGAGAAAUUAGGGUUCUCUGGGAUACUCAAAUCAGCCCUGACGAUUCCUUACAAGAGUCCCAGCUUCCUCAUCUUCGCCUUCACUACUUCCCUCCCUCUGUUUUUCACACUGCUACUCCAUGACAUUAUUGUACAACGGUCCCUCAUUGAAGCAUCAGCAGCUAUGAGAUCACUUUCCUUCGGUUAUACCAUCCAGUUCCACUUUCCUAGCUCCGUCUAUUUCUAUGACUGGAGUUCACCACUUGAGACUGCAGGGAGAUUGGCUCGGUCUAUGUCCCAUAGAAUUAUUCAACUGGGUCUCCUUCGUUUGGUUCCUCUCCAUCUUUUCUACCUCCUCAACACAAUCGCUGUGGUUCAUUCAGCAUCUCUGAUCUAUACAGGAGAGACACCAGUGAGUCUUAAGGAGAUGUUGCAGAUACCCAACAGCCCGAGCAGGGCAGAAAGUGUCAUAUGUGAUAUUUUCUUCAAAUUGUUAGGUGGGGUUUUUUCCAUCGCCCUGUUUGUGAAAUGGUUGGAUUGGACUACCAUAUGGAAUAUGAGCAUCGUAAUCUCAAUUCUGGAGGAGAGACGAGGGAUUGAAACACUGGAAGCCUCUGUCUAUUUUAGCAGAGGAAGCAGGCAACGUGGACUUCUUUUGACCACUGUCUUCUUCGUCUGGUCGUUUUGUAUCAUGGUUUCAGGUCAAUAUAUGGCAGGCCACGGAAAAUUGGGUGGAAUCCUAAGCACAUCGAUGCUUGUUAGCUUGGGAUGUUUAGUUAAUACGGUGAAGUGGAUUGUUUGCAUGGUCUAUUACUAUGAUUGCAAAAAACGCAUUUUAGAGAAGAAGAUUGAUGUGGAGGAAGGUAGAGAAGUUGAGACAAAUUAGUUAAUAUCACACGACAGUGUAUGUGUUUAACUGAAAGGGCGUGGAGGCAAGUAUUUACUGUGUAAUUUUCUCAAUAAAGACUAACAAAAAGGGAAAUAAGCCCAAAUGCCCGGACUCAGG
Messenger RNA from Nelumbo nucifera (sacred lotus), 1210 nucleotides. NCBI's taxonomy places the organism in Eukaryota, Viridiplantae, Streptophyta, Magnoliopsida, Proteales, Nelumbonaceae. The record is from RefSeq and is a predicted model, not a curated record.